GGGUUGGUGGGACUGGUUUGUGCUGCUCUUUUCUGAAUCUCUGUGCUGCUUGGAGAGUUUACUCCUGGCAUCCCCCGGCUGCCAUGGGGGAAUCAUGGGUGCCCCAGCCUGUCACUACCUCCAGCUCUGUGCUGCUGUGGGCAGCGCUGUUGUGUCUGGCUCCAGUCGUGAAAAGCAAUGAACCUCCAAAGGCAUUAUUGACACUGGAACCCCCAUGGAUCAAUUUGCUCCGGGAAGACAAUGUGACUUUGAAGUGUGAAGGGUUCCAGACCCCUGGACAUGAAUCCAUUGACUGGUUCCACAAUGGAUCAGCUAUGUCCUUCCACCAGGACUCCUAUACCAUUCCAGCUGUCAACCUGAAGGACAGUGGUGAAUACCAAUGCCGGACAGAACAAACUUCCCUCAGCAACCCUGUGCAAGUACAAGUCACCAGUGAUUGGCUGCUACUCCAAGUGGAGAGCUUGGUAUUCAUGGAAGGUGAUUCUACAACCCUGAGGUGCCACAGUUGGAAGAAUAAACUUCUACAUAAAGUCACAUACUAUCAUAAUGAUAAAGCCUUAAAGUAUGCUUAUGAAUGUUUUGACUAUGUCAUCCCUCAAAUGAACUAUACUCAUGAUGGAUCCUACUAUUGUGUAGGGCAUAUGGGACAUAAUAUCCAUACAUCUAAAAUUGUCAUGAUCACUGUCCAAGGAGGGAAAUCGAGUGUCAUGAAAGGGCUUAUAAUAGCACUCGUCCUGGUGGUUGUGAUUGCUGUGAUUGCUGCUGCUGCCCUGUAUUACUACAAGCGACACAAGACAACAGCCAGUGAUCCUGAAGCGCUAGGAAGCACUGUGGUGGAGAGUUCUGUCUCCUAUUCACUUCUAAAGCACACAGAUACCCCUGAAGAGGAAGAAUCAGGACGCCGAAAUUAUCAAAGCUACCAAUAGUCACAAUCACCUCUACCCCUCCCAUAGUGACCCUAUCCUGCUUGCUCCCUUCAGCACCAGGUUGAAGGACCUGGUGGACCAAAGGCUGGGGACCAGCUGCCUCCUGAGCCAACUUUGUCAUUUGAGGAAAAUGGUUUUGAAAAUCUCUUUUGCAGAUGUCUGCUCGAGUCCUACACUGCUUUAAAAGAAUCAAAGGCAAUUGAUUGUCAGUGAUUACACUGCCUGUCUAUGCUGCCCAGUCUGGAUGAUUUCAUACCCCGAAUGACUUUUGCACAAUACUUUGGACAAUCCAAAACAUUUGCUUCCCUUUAGAAGAAUUUUUGGCUCCUCUUGAGACUGUUCCCUCAAUGGGGCAGGCCUUAGUUCCGGUGGCAGCUUUCUCUGUCCAUAAGUGUUGGAGUUGGAGCAGGAGAUGCUUGAGCAUGGCUCCCCUUAGGGGAGAAUGAUUUUAAAGUGAUGAAAGAGGGUGUUUAUCUACUACCUAUCUCCUUCCUCAAUAGUCCUCACUACCUUCUGUUGAAAUGGAAGGUCCUAGGACAGAAAACAAGGGAUCCCAGGCAGCUCUUUUGUCACCUCUUCUUUUUUAAAAAUAUCUCAUGGGAUUUUUUUAAAUCUUUCUUUGGUUUUGAUGUCAAUCAUCUCCAGUUGUGUUUUCCCUUAAAGCACACUCUCUAUCUAGGCAAUGAUUUAGGAAGCCUGAAGAGAAGGAAAUACUACUAAACUACCAAGUAAGAUUCAACAAUGCCAUAAGAACCCUAACUGCCAGUAUAGAGUCCUCGGUGCUAAAGAUUUGGGAGCUCAAUGUGGAUCUGGCCUAUUUCUGAACAGGGGGCAAGCAAAGCAUGCAGGACAUUGGGGAAGAAGUACCUGGGAAAGGAGGCAGGGGAUGUCCCUUUUAAUUACUCCUUUCUAGACAGGUAUUGUUUCCCUGGAAUUUAGGCAACUCAGUGUUGUUAUUCUGGUUGGGGCCUACUUUCUUUGCCCAGAGUAGGGGGAGUGGGUAAGGGGAAAGGGAUCAAAGGCCUCUUGGGAUGAGAGGUGGCAUGGUGCUAUAAAAAAAGCAUUGGUGCUUAAGUGGAAGAAAAGAAUAUGAACAAUGCCUCUUCUACUUACUAGUAAUCUGACAAUGAGUAAGUCAGUUCAGCUGGCUGGGUCUCAGAUUCCCAUAUGCCAAAUGAGAGGGUUUUACAAGACGAUCUCAAUUAAAUUCAAUAAUCCUCAUUCAGUACUGAUUUUGCAUCAGGAGGCUAUUGUCUCUGGCUUCCUAAUCCAGGGACGGCACUUCUUUUCCUCUUCUACUCCCUUUCUCCAAUCGCUCCAAGAAGUAAGUUUAGAGAUAUACAUUCUGGAUCCUCAGAAUGUAUGUUUAAUUCAUGAAAGUGAUUUUUAUGAAGUCUUCUUGACCUCGUAUUCUUAAUUAACUUGUUUUAGUGCCUUUACAGUCAAACUCUGAAAUCAUACUGUGAUUUAUACUUUGGGUGAGUCACUUAACUGACAUUUAUAAAGUGCCUUAAGGUUGGCAAAGAGUUUUGCAUCCACAGUCUCAUUUGAUCCUUCCUUGAAUUAUUAUUCUCAUUGUAAAGAUGAGAAAACAGGUAUAGAUUGCUAACUGACUUGCCCAUGCUCAUAAUAAACUAACAAGGGUCAGUGGCAGGAUUCAAAUCUAAGCCUCUACUGACACCAAAUCUUCCAGCAAUUCCUAGUGCUGCCAUUCAGGACUUACUUCAGUUUAUUCUUCUCUAAAAGGAGGGGAUUGGACUAUAUGAUCUCUAACAUCCCUUCCAACUCUAAUGUUCUGUGAUCCUAUAUAUAAUAAAGCAUUGUUAUCAAUUCA
Molecule: messenger RNA, 2760 nt
Organism: Gracilinanus agilis (Agile Gracile Mouse Opossum)
Lineage: Eukaryota; Metazoa; Chordata; Mammalia; Didelphimorphia; Didelphidae
Product: low affinity immunoglobulin gamma Fc region receptor II-b-like
Exons: 7
Coding region: 84-926 (280 amino acids)
Biological process (GO): cell surface receptor signaling pathway
Molecular function (GO): transmembrane signaling receptor activity
Source: RefSeq, a predicted model, not a curated record